This is a messenger RNA of Linum tenue, 2037 nucleotides long. Lineage: Eukaryota; Viridiplantae; Streptophyta; Magnoliopsida; Malpighiales; Linaceae. The record is from the annotation of a GenBank genome assembly.
CAAGUUCAUAAAGCUAGAAAACAGAGCACCACCCCCAUCCCCUCUCAAAAACCUCUCCUCUGUUUUUUCCCUUGUUCUUCUUCCUCUCCUUUCAGCCUCCGAGCUUUAUUCCUCUUCAGAAAACUCUCCUACUUCAGACAUACAGCCAGACCUCUCACUUUCACUCUCUCUUGCUCUAUUUCAGUAGCAACUAACUGCCGGCCAUUUCUGUUUCUAUCUAUUCGAUUCACUUUUGUUCCCUCUGUUUUAUUUAGCCAUAUUCUCCACAUGGGUUCUCUGUUCUUGACUAGAUUCUGGGAUCCUUGAGUAGGAAUUGAUUGAAAUCGUUAGAUAGGUAAGAUAGAUAUACCCGGAUCAGGAGGAAGAAAAAAUGUCAUUCAAAUUGAGAACAGAGCAACAGUACUCUGCUUCCAAUAAGAGCUCUGCUGUAUCUCAGAAAUGGACGCUUUUCCUCUGCCUAGCUUGUUUUUGCGGCGGAAUGCUCUUCACAAACAGGUUGUGGUCACUCCCUGAACCUAAAGGUCUAACAAGGACAACCACUGCAAUUGAAGCAGAAAAACUGAAGUUGAUCUCUGAGGGUUGUGGCUCUAUAGCUCUGCAUCAGAAAGAAGUGCUGCCAGACUCUAAGGACAUAGAUGGAGAAGUUCACAAAACCCACAAUGCCAUACACACAUUGGACAAGACAAUUUCAAGCUUAGAGAUGGAGCUUGCUGCUGCAAAGGCAACACAAGAGUCUAUACUCAGCGGCUCUCCUCAAUCAGAGGACUCGAAGAAGAGUUCUUCGUCGAGGAAGAGAAAGUACUUGAUGGUGGUGGGGAUCAAUACUGCUUUUAGCAGCAGGAAGAGAAGGGAUUCUGUUCGUGCCACUUGGAUGCCUACAGGUGAGAAGAGAAAGAAACUGGAGGAAGAGAAGGGUAUCAUCAUCCGAUUUGUCAUUGGUCACAGUGCUACAUCAGGAGGCAUUUUGGAUAGAGCCAUUGAAGCAGAAGACCAAAAGCAUGGAGAUUUCUUGAGGCUGGAUCAUGUCGAGGGUUACCUUGAAUUGUCAGCAAAGACAAAGAUCUACUUUGCUACUGCUGUUGCAUUGUGGGAUGCAGAUUUCUAUGUCAAAGUGGACGACGAUGUACAUGUUAAUAUAGCAACACUUGGAGAGACUCUAGUUAGGCACAGGAAGAAACCAAGGGUGUACAUUGGAUGCAUGAAAUCUGGUCCUGUCCUUAAUCAAAAUGUUUCUUUCUUCAAUAGGGGAGUGAGGUACCAUGAGCCUGAGUACUGGAAAUUUGGGGAAGCUGGAAACAAGUACUUCAGGCAUGCCACCGGGCAGCUCUACGCCAUCUCCCAUGACUUGGCUUCAUACAUUUCAGUAAACCAGCAUGUCCUGCAUAAGUUUGCUAAUGAGGAUGUCUCCUUGGGAUCAUGGUUCAUUGGCCUCGACGUGGAUCACAUCGAUGAUCGCAGAUUAUGCUGUGGCACUCCACCUGACUGUGAGUGGAAGGCUCAAGCUGGCAACAUAUGCAUUGCCUCGUUCGAUUGGACCUGCAGCGGGAUCUGCAGGUCAGCUGACAGGAUCAAGGAGGUUCAUCGGCGUUGUGGGGAAGGUGCGAAUGCUGUUUGGACUGCUAAAUUCUGACAGAGAAGAGAAGAACAAAUCUUUCGAGACUCUGGAAGAUGAAAGGGACCAAUGUGUGUUUUGAAUGUCAUGUUCUUGUAACUAUGUGAAUAUAGAGAAGAACAUUUCAGAGACCACACCCAAUACAUAGCCAGGGAGCCUGGCAAAGAGAGAGAGGUAGUAGAGAUUAGAAGAAUAGCUGGUUUGUGGGAGGUUCCCCAUUUUAGCAAGAGGGGAAUAGAGAAUCAGAAACCAGCAGAUAAGUGUUUUCUUGUUGCUAAUGGCUAAUUGGCAACUAUCUGGUUCAACAAAGAAUCAUUAUUUUUUUGAUGGCUUGGCUUGUGAGGCCAGAAAGUUGUAAGUUCUCAUUGCAAGUGGCUAUUCAAGCUAGCAAUAAUAAGUAUGUUGUAAUGACCUCAUGGUCGCUA